This is a messenger RNA of Eimeria necatrix, 2523 nucleotides long. RefSeq names its product sulfate transporter, putative. NCBI's taxonomy places the organism in Eukaryota, Apicomplexa, Conoidasida, Eucoccidiorida, Eimeriidae. Bases 1 to 2523 code for a protein of 840 amino acids. The transcript has a single exon. The record is from RefSeq and is a predicted model, not a curated record. Gene Ontology annotation, cellular component: membrane.
AUGACUCCAGAGCAUUCAGACUUCGGCUCCUCCUUAGGGGGCCCUUCAGAAGCCCUUAAGAGAAAUCCGGGUGGGGCCCCUGAGGAUCCGCCUGCGAGUCCGCGCCUCACUGCUGCAGCCCAGGCUGCCAGCUCCCAAGCAUCUCAUGCUGCCUCAUCCCAAAGGCCCGCACAGUGCCACAUUGGUCUUCCGAAGCCUUGCCCAACUUCAGCUCUGCCGCAAAGAGCGCGCAGGAGGCCCACAUGGGCUCCGCUGCAACGCAUCGCUAGGGCUGCCUCACCCCUUGGCCGUCCCCCGCAGGGCCUCCACUGCGUGCAGAUAUCCCCUUUGCCCAAGAGAAAAGGCCAAGGGCUGCUUCCCAGCCUCUGUCCUGCUGCAGAUGCGGCUCGCUGCAGCAGCGCUCACGAAGCUCCUGUGGGUUCUAGCCCCUCCAACUGCAGCGCCGUCCAUGCAGGCAAGGAAAACUCCCAAGACACCGCCAACAGCCUUUCUGUCCGUUCGCCGAGCCUUUCAGAUGAAGCAGGAGAAGGCAAAGACAGCCGCAACAGGAGGAGUUCCAGCGCUGCGGCUGUUGAAGGCGCAAGGGAGUCUAAUGCCCCCUUACCAGCGCAAACAGAAAAGCCCCCUCUAGCGCCCUCCGGCUCAGCAAGCGCAUGGGGCAGCUUCCUGCGGCCGCAGUGGAUGUACUGCAGCAGCGCAGAGCUGACGGAGCACUGCAUGCAGCUGCAGAGCGCACCCGCGCCCGGCGUCCCGGGGGCCCCAGGGGCCCCCCCAGGCGGCGCUGGCGGCAAAGCCUGCGCCCCUUUGCGAGGCCUGGGGGCCUACUGCGAGUCGCUGUACCGCUGGGGCUGGUGCUGCCUGCCGCCCCGCUACAGCCGGGAGUGGCUGUCGUCGGUGGCCCCUGUGUGCGUCUCUGGGCUCUUCCUGCCAUUUGCAAUGGUGCCCACAGCCAUGACUUGCGCGGUGAUAUCGGGGCUGCCGGUGGCUGCGGCGCUGAACAGCUGCUGGCUGUUGUGUCUGCUGACGGCGCUGAUCGGGGGGGCCCCCGGCACAGUGUGCACCAUAACGGAGGCCCUGGCCACGGUGCUGGUGUCGACGGUGACUGAAGACUGCAGCGGAGGGCCCUGCAUUCAGAGGGGCCGCGAGUUUCUCUUCCCCGCGGGAAUUCUCUGCGGGGUGGUGCAGAGUGCCUGCGGGCUGCUGGGGCUGGGAAAGCUGGUGGCUCUGGUGCCUGCGGCCUCGCGCGUGGGCUACGUGGCGGCGGUGGCGGUGAUCAACUUGCGGUCGCAGCUGCAUGCAUUCAAGUACGACCCUGUCUCGUCUACGGGCUACGAGUGGCUGGCGGUGCUGCUGAUGGUCCUGCAGGUGUGUCUGGUGAUGCAUUUGUGGCCUCUCUGCGUCCCCACCUCCCUCAGCAGGCACAUGCCCGCCUCCGCUGUGGCUCUGGGCCUCAGUGUCUUCUCAGAGUUCAUCUGCGUGCGGCGGCUUUGCCGCAUGCGCACCCGUACUGUGGGAGACGUCAGCGCCUUGGCGGGCGGCGGCAACAUGCCUUCUUGGUUUUUUCUGUCGCCGUCUUUCGUGCAGCCCAGCCAGCAACUGCUGUCCUUCAAGGGUUUGUACACCCUGCUGGAGGUGGCGCUUACCCUUGUGCUGCUCACUUCCAUGUCCACCUUGAUGACCCUCGAGAGGCUGCAGGAAGACAGCCGCUGGCGCUACAAGGUAGAUGCCCAGCUGGUCGCUGUAGGUCUUUCCAACUCCGUCUCUUGCCUCUUUGGGGGCCUCCCGGGCACCACUGGCAUGAUGACCUCUUUGCUGGCCAGCCGCAUGGGCGCGGCGGGGCGGGAGGGGCCCCUGCUUUCGGCUUUGUUUCUGUGUGUCUUCACUUCUGUUGCUCAUCACGUGCUCGACGCUAUCCCCCUAGGGGCCCUCAGCGGGGCCAUCAUCUACACAGCUCUCAGCGCCGUCAGCUGGCGUUCCUUCGUGCCUGUCGUCGCUGCCUGUUUGCCUCGCCGCCUCACCCGAAGGAUCAGCUGCAUGCGGCUGCGAUCCAGCAAAACUGACGCGGCGGUGAUGCUCGUGACUUGCGUUUUGGGGCCCUCCUACGACUUGGGAGCGGCGCUGCUCAUAGGCAUUUUCAUCUCGCUGGCCUCCUUCGCCUGGCAAGCUCACCAGUCUUUCAACCUUGACUGCCACCUGGAUGAGGAAACGGAAACCAAGUUCUACUUCAUUCAGGGGCCUCUGUUCUUCCCUACCCUCAAGCGCCUGCAGAGCCUCAUUGACGCCAGCGUCGCACCGAAGCGUUCCGUCGUGCUGCUGCAUACAGCAGCAGCAGCAGCGCCGAGCCCCAGCGCCCCCGUGCUCCUCGCUCUGGGCAAGGUGCUAGACAAGCACCAAAAAGAAGGCAAACAGAUCGCCCUCUACGGCGUCGACUUCAAAGGCGCAGCCAUUGCCCUGCAUGCGGGCAGAGCCCUUGAGGCGCACAAAAUCGCCGUUCGGAGAGCCAUGGGGCUGGCACAGGCUUAG